Messenger RNA from Aureobasidium melanogenum CBS 110374, 987 nucleotides. Its product is annotated as alpha/beta-hydrolase. The coding region runs from base 1 to 987 and encodes 328 amino acids. NCBI's taxonomy places the organism in Eukaryota, Fungi, Ascomycota, Dothideomycetes, Dothideales, Saccotheciaceae. The record is from RefSeq and is a predicted model, not a curated record. The transcript is spliced from 3 exons.
AUGGCCAGCCCCUCUCCAGUCAUUGUUCAGCUACCAUAUCACACGAAGGACCCGUUCGUCCAGCGAGUCGUUCGCAAGACCUCAUGGAUCCCGGGUGUGGACGAGUUUCGUGGCAUUCCUUACGCUGAUAUAGCAGAUCGUUGGAUACAUUCGACCUUGCGACAGGAAUUGCCUUCUGACAACUUCGAUGCCUCGAAGAAUGGUCCAAGAUGUCCACAACAGCAGGGCCCCAACAACUCAGACACAUUCCAUUCAUAUCUAGCUUUACCUGAGGUAACAGAAGACGAGUUUAAGUGCUUGAACCUCUUCAUCGUUCGUCCCAAUGAGGAAUCUCUCAAUCGUCUGGAUCUUUGUAAGGAUCUUGAUAAACUGCCCGUCUAUGUUUACAUCCACGGCGGUGGCUACGGGCUUGGUGCUGCUACCGACCCGAUGUGGGAUCCCACUCGACUAGUCGACGAUUCGAUCUCACUCGGACGUCCAUUCAUUGCCAUUGGCAUCAAUUAUCGGCUUAACAUCUUUGAUUUUGCAGCGUCACCGCUUCUGAUGCACGCGCAGAAUCAUGCUGCAGGCAUAAAGGGGUGCAACUUCGGACUCGUAGACCAGCGAAACGCACUCAGAUGGGUCUCUGCCAAUAUCUCUGCCUUUGGCGGAGACCAAAAUCGAAUCACGUUAGGCGGGCAGUCGGUGGGAGCUAGCUCGGUGCAUGCUCAUGUCCUUGAAGCUACCGCUGUGCAAAGCAUUCCAUUGUUCAGUCGGGCCAUCAUGGAGGUUGGUGCUAUGGGAACACUUGGGCCCAUUUCGAUGGCGUCUGCUCAGGCGAAUUUUGACAAAUUGACGAAGGCCCUUGAUCUUACUGGUUUGGACGGCCAUUCCAAGAGCCUGAACAAGCUGUCUCGCAUCACUGCGUCGAGCUCAUAUAUGUCUUCGACGCUUUCCACGAGGCUUUGGAGCAAGCUGAUGCGAAAUCUUGCUCUAGUGAGCACGUAG